This is a messenger RNA of Dinoponera quadriceps, 4818 nucleotides long. RefSeq names its product tyrosine-protein phosphatase 10D (gene Ptp52F). Lineage: Eukaryota; Metazoa; Arthropoda; Insecta; Hymenoptera; Formicidae. The transcript is spliced from 23 exons. The record is from RefSeq and is a predicted model, not a curated record. Gene Ontology annotation, biological process: protein dephosphorylation. The coding region runs from base 294 to 4499 and encodes 1401 amino acids. Gene Ontology annotation, molecular function: protein tyrosine phosphatase activity; protein binding.
UCCUCUCCACCUUUUUCAAACAGUCGUGGAGGGACCCGCGGUCCGAUGCUAUCGUAAGCGUGGAUUAUCUAUUCGAGGAUCGCGCGGAAUCGAUAACGCGAAACGCAAAUGUGCGAACGAGUGAGGGAGUGAGUGAACCGAGCGAGCGAGCGAGCGUUGCUUCUCUUUAAUUCGAAUAACGAUAAGGAAGAGAAGCGAAAAAGAGAAGAGAGGAACCAGUAACUCUUCCGCUGUGACUGACACGAUUCGAAAGAAUGCGGAGCUUCGCGAGACUUCAACGCACGUCGUAGAACAUGAUUCUCGAAAAACACUUACUGCUGCUCGUUCACGUUCUUUGUUUCCUCUGCGCACGUUGCGACGAUGACACGUUCACUUCGUCGGAGACCGCGAUCGUUGAGUUUACGGAAUCAAACUACGAUAAAGGACCUACAGAAAGUUUUACGUGCUGUGAUUCUACGAGUAUGCCGAGUCUCACGAGCCAGGAUCCUAGAUCUACGGACAGCCUCGAGGACUCCACGAUAUCUGAACAUUCUACUAUGAUCACGCGUGAGUCAACCAUCGAGGCUGGGUACUCGGCGAAUUUGCCGACAGAUCCUAGCGAGGAAGCGACGAGCAUCUCUUCCACCGUCGGUUCGACCACGCAGACGACAAGGACCACCGUAAUCGACGAUACGACUACUACGAGCACGAUGAGUCCCAUCUGCGAUUCCUCGUGGCCAGUAAACGCAACGGAAGACACGAGGGAAGUGAUUAACUUGAAGGAAGAGGAGAUCGGCGCAGAGUGGGUCACUCUGUCGUGGGAAUUUCUAUGUGCAACGAGCGUCUCGGUAACAUACUUCAUCGAAAGAUGCGACGAUGAGAAGAAUUGCAAGCGGAUAGACCAAAACGACACGUGGUACAAUGCGACCGGCCUCGAUGCGUGCAUGCUGUAUACAUUCACUGUGAGGAUUUCCACGGGUCAUUGGGAAUCCAAAGGAACCGAUUUACGAAUAACGACAAAAGAUACCAUUUCCGAAAUCGGAGAUGUACGCUUCUUGAAUGUGAGCGCCGUCGACCUCAACAGCGUCCAAUUAACUUGGCUAGCGCCCGAGAAACACACGAGAUGCAUAUCGAAUUACUCGAUCACGCAGUGCAUCGGACAGUCGUGCAACGAGACCGCGGUCCCCGUCACGAACUACAUCGCCGACAAUCUCGAGCAGUGUACGCAGUACAACUUCACCGUUAAAACGGUGACACUAAUCGUGGAAUCCGCCGGUGCGAAUGCGAGCGCGAAAACAGUCUCGCCGAUACUGUUGAAGCCGCAGUCCAUCACGAUAAUACCGAGCAAUUUUUCCUUGACCGUCCAAUGGCAGCCGCCGCAAUCUGGCUCGACCUGUCUGAAACAUUAUCGCGUGAUUGUAACUCCCGAAAACUCGAGCAAGAUUAUCGUUGGAACGAACACGACGAUCGAGAAUUUGUACGCUUGCGUCUUGUAUUCCGUGUUCGUCAACGCUGUGAAUGAGGAUGAUCAGGAUGGACACGUGAUCUCCGGAAAAGGAGAGACAACUCCAACCAAGACAGGUCCGCCGACAUUGCAAAUAGGGGAUCUGACAACCACGAACAGCAUAUUGGUGUUCGUGAAUAUCACAAAAACGAACAAUCAUUGUCCGGUGAAAUCCUUGGUAACCGUGUGCAAUUACACGUCAUCGAACGGGACUGGAUUUGAGCUUCACAGCGGUGUAUCCUUUGAUCACUUGGAUACGAGGAACCCUGAAGAGUCUUUCAUUUCUCUGAAUACGACCGUGAGCGAACUGAGUCCUUUUACAGAAUACGCUUGCAGGUCGCGCACUCUUAACGACGGCGGAUCCAGCGAGGACAGUAACGCAGUCACCACUCAGACAUUGGAAGAUGUGCCGGGUCCGCCGAAGUUUCUCGUGACGAACAUCACGGAGUCACAGUUCUCAUUAGCUUGGAACCGGCCGGAGCACUUACCCGGAAUCGUGGAAGAUUACGAUAUCAGGCUCCUUUGGACUCCGCUUUUCCCGGUGCCAACUUGGUGCAAUCCCGAGAUAUCGAACACCGACGAGAUCAUGGAGCUUAACGAUACGCGAUCUUAUGAUUAUCUCAAAGCGAAAGCAUACAGGCAAUACGAAGUGAAGAUGAAAGCUAGGACGGGUGCGGGAUGGGGGAAUUAUAGUGAGUCUUGGAUGUUUUCGAGCAAAUCGACAGUUUCAGAUGAGGUCACGAACGUCGUAUGUAAUAUCGAGCCGCAUUUGAACGAUACGAACAAAUUGGACACGAUCGUAAAAUGGAAAAUGCCAUGCUCCUUAAACGGUAAACUUGAGGUUUACAAUGUGUCGGUUCACGGCAUCAGAGACGGAUAUAAGAAUCACACCUUUUCCAUAUCGGAGGAAUGCGCCGAUUAUAUCGACAACAAUUACACGUGCUCGGUGAAUCUCCAAGAGCUGAAAGGAGAAUACAAUUACACCUUCUCAGUGUCCCCGAAAAUUUUGUACGUCGAUGCGCCUGGACCAGUGACGAGUAGGCACGUACUGUAUCCUGCCGGCAUACCGUCGCAGCCAGAUACCCAAUACGUGCGAUCGAUCACUAUAAAUCCACUCAAGGCGAUCAAAAGCACUACGACGGCUACCAUCUUGCUGCCCUUGUUUCCCGACACGAAUGGUAACAUCAAGUACUACGCCAUCAUGGUCUCGGAACUAGGAUACAAUGAGCCGAUGAGCGCAAGGCUCGAUCUGAAAAACAACUCAUGGCCGAACGCGUCCUCCUGGCGGGAGGCCAUGUUGAACGACUUUUCCAUAACGUAUCAAGCGACAACCCCACUGUGGAAUCCUUAUCCGGACCACGUCAUUGAUUACGGGCACAAAUUCAAAGCGGUCAAGUUCACAAUCGGCACGGACAACUUCUGCAGCGAUAUCUCGUCUAACUCUGAGAAACAUCCACUCUACUGCAACGGACCCCUCAAGCCGGACACGUGGUACCACGUUAGAAUAAGGGCGUUCACCGAAGGUGGUUACGCCGAUUCCGCGCUGUUCGUCGCAAAGACCGACGCAGAGCUGAAUGUCGCAAUCGUCAUCGGGGUCGUCUUCGGCAUCCUUUUUCUGGGUAUACUGACGACGAUGAUGUUGCUCGUGCGAAAGUGCUCGCCGUACGUAGUGUUGCGAAGAUUUUUGCAUUCCGACAUGCCCGGUUCACCUGUACCCGCGCCGUUCACCAGGAAGAAAUUUAUAGCCCAUUGCCAACAAUUGGUCGACAAUCCUGGGAAACUCAGCAAUGAAUUUCGGCUGCUGCAGACCCUCAGUGUCGAUUUGCAGAUGCCGACGAACACCGCCUGCUUGCAGGCCAAUCGGAAGAAGAAUCGUUACUCCGAUAUUUUGCCCUAUGACUUCUCAAGAGUCAAGCUGGACGUGAUAGACAAUGAUCCUAAUACUGAUUACAUCAACGCAUCAUUUAUAAAAGGAUACACAGGAGAAGAUGAAUACAUAGCUUGCCAAGGGCCGAAAGAGGAAACCACUUAUGAUUUUUGGAGGAUGGUCGAUCAAUACAACAUCAACAUUAUAGUUAUGUUGACCCAGUUGGUCGAGAAAGGCAAAGAGAAAUGUCAUCAGUAUUAUCCGACGAUCAGGGAAACCUUUCGAUACGAGAACAUGACGAUACGUUGCACGAGUGAAUUAGAUUAUAGAACAUACACCCAAAGAACACUUGUACUACAAAAGGAGAAUAAAAAAAGAAGUAUCAUUCAAUUGCAUUUCAAAGACUGGCCCGAUCACGACGUUCCCGAGGACUUCGACCCGAUGAUCAAUUUUUGCCAGAUAAUGCGUCGCAAUAUUAGCACAAGUAAAGGUUUCGUCGUCGUUCAUUGCAGUGCAGGAAUUGGCAGGACAGGGACGUUAAUAUCAAUAGAUAUUCUUCUACAGCAUCUCAGAGAUAAUAAAAAAUUAGACGUUUUCGGGAUUGUGUAUAGAUUACGGUAUCAUAGAAUAAAUAUGGUGCAGAGAGAAAGCCAAUACGCUUAUAUAUAUAAUUGUAUCAAGCAAGUACUCAAGAAUCCUUAUUUCUUGAAAACUUAUAAGCCGCCCCCGGUUGAUCCAGUCUACGAAAAUAUCUCGAGGAAUGCCAGAGACACGGCGAAUACAGAUGCGAAUCUAGUCAACGGUCUUGAAAUGCUAAAAAGAUAUAAUAGGUCUGUAUCUACGGAGUCUCUGGAAACAAUCCAUAAUCUCUUUCCCUCGUCAAAUGCAGAACACCAAAAAAGCGCGAUAAAUAAUGGUUUGAGGAAAUACAAAUCAAUGGAUGCUAUAGAUGUAAACAUUCGUCACAACAUUAGAGGAAAAGCCCGAACUUUGGAAAACAUUAUUUGUAAAUCACUGGGAUUGAAGGAUUCAAUGUACAAACUAAGCAGUCAAAGUUUAGCACAAGAGAGUUUACCGUUGAUAACUUAUUCAAACGGCUUAGCUGAUGCAUUCGGCGACAGCUCGCAAUAUGCAACAGACAAUUUGUGAAAGAGACGAUUGGAUUAUACAAUUUCCACGUGUUAGAGAAUAGACAUAGAUCUAGAAAAUAUGUAAUUAUAUGUAAAUAUGAAUUCUUAUAGAAUCCAGGAACUCUUAGGAUAAGGAUCGAUAAGUUCAGUUUAAACACAUGCAUGUUUCUUUGUAUAAAUAAUCAAUUCUGCGCGAGCAUUCCCAUGUAUGAGCGUAUAUGACACUAGAGUGUAUUAUGUGAUAUUGAUAAGAAUAACACUUACAUCAGCGCUGUAUUUGUACACGUAAAUUAAAUAAGAUAUUGUGAAAUAUAUAAUAAGAAUCAUAUAUAUAUAUA